Messenger RNA from Asparagus officinalis (garden asparagus), 608 nucleotides. Its product is annotated as 40S ribosomal protein S27-2-like. The transcript is spliced from 4 exons. Gene Ontology annotation, biological process: translation; ribosomal small subunit assembly. The record is from RefSeq and is a predicted model, not a curated record. Bases 108 to 368 code for a protein of 86 amino acids. Gene Ontology annotation, cellular component: ribosome; cytosolic small ribosomal subunit. NCBI's taxonomy places the organism in Eukaryota, Viridiplantae, Streptophyta, Magnoliopsida, Asparagales, Asparagaceae. Gene Ontology annotation, molecular function: RNA binding; structural constituent of ribosome.
CUGCCUUGGAUAUAAACCGCUUCUAGGGUUCAAGCGCUCUCUCAUCAGCCGCUCCCGAAAUCCCUGGCGUUUCGAGAGGCUCAUUGUGCUUCUAGGGUUUCAUCAAGAUGGUGCUCCCGAACGAUAUCGAUCUCUUGAAUCCGCCAGCUGAACUUGAGAAGAGGAGGCAUAAGCUCAAGAGGCUUGUUCAAUCUCCCAACUCUUUCUUCAUGGAUGUGAAAUGCCAAGGUUGCUUCAACAUAACAACUGUUUUUAGCCACUCGCAGACUGUUGUUGUGUGUGGUAACUGCCAGACUGUGCUCUGCCAGCCCACUGGAGGCAAAGCUAGGCUCACCGAAGGUUGUUCUUUUAGGAAGAAGGGAGACUAAAUAUGGCGACUCUUUUAUCAUCCGUUCCUCAUUACGUAUGAAUUCUGGAGGUUGUUUGAAACAGAUGUGAGAGUGUACGGUUUUAGUCUUUAGGAUACCUAUUUUUGGGGAGAAGAACUUGAUUUUUGUUUAUUUUCAUAUUUUGCUUGAACACUUGUUAUGCAUAACAGAGUUGUUUUUUAACUCGUUUUCUUUGGUUCUCGAUGAUUGAACGUUAAACGAAAUCUUUGUGUUGCUAUC